AAUCUGCCAUGCUCUGCUCAGUUCAACCAUCUGACAGUGUAGCAAGAGGAGACAUGUUAUACACAGACCUCAGACUGAAGAUGCUGAUGCUGAUGUGGAUUACAGUGAUGCUUUUUAAUAAAACGGAUUCUGCACAGACAAUUGAUGUCAAUCAGCCAGAUCGAGUGAUCACUACUGAUGUUGGUGAGAACGUGACUCUGCACUGCUUUCGACUGGGAGAGAAUAACAAUGAACCUAACAUUUGGUACAAGCAAAAAGUCGGACACGAGCCUUGUUUAAUGGUCACAGUUCUAACUAAACCUGAUUACGAAGAUGAGUUCAAGUCACCAAGAUUCAGCAUCGAGAAAGAAAAAGGGAGCGUCCAUUUAAAAAUCGCAAAUGUGGAACCGUCAGAUGAAGCCAUGUAUUACUGUGGCGUUGUAAAAUUUAUGAAAGUGUUUGGAAAAGGAACAUUUUUAUUUGUGAAAGGUAAACCAGAUUUAAGCGUCUCAGUAUUCCAGAGCGGCGUGUCGGACUCGGUUCCUGCAGGAGCGUCAGUGACUCUGCAGUGCUCGGUUCUCUCUGAGAACAGAUCAGCAGAACUCCAAGUGCUCUGGUUCAGAGCUGCUCCACCACAAUACCAUCCUCAAAUCAUUUACACUCAUCUUAACAGCAGCCAUCAGUGUGAGAGCGGCUCUUCUACACACACCUGUGUGUACAACUUCUCCAAGAACAUCCUCGGCCUCAAUGAUACUGGAACUUACUACUGCGCUGUGGCUAUGUGUGGGAAGAUCAUUUUCGGGAACGGGACACGAGUACAGUUGGAGAGAUCUGUGGAUCCUGUAGUGAUCUACCUCACUGUAGCUUUGGGAGUGUGUGUGGUCGUGAUCUUUGCUUUGAUCUUUGUCAUAACCUGUGGAAGGAGAAACUGUGAACAGCGCAGUGCGAGUCUAAAACAAGGUUCUGUGACCGACAAGACCCUCAAUCAGGACUGUGACAAUCAGCUGAAUUACGCUGCCUUACAUUUCAAUGAGAGGAGAGCCAAACGAGGAAGAGUGAAGAAACAACAACCUCAAGAUAUUAUAUAUUCUGAUGUGCGAGCAGCCAAUCAGAUGAAGUCUCUAUCACAAAAGACCCGGUGCUUUCAUCAUCUGACAACUUUUCAGCAGAUCGACCUGAAUGUUAUUUCCCCUCUGAAGAUGACACCAAUGUGGAUACUUGUCUUAUCGCUGAACAUAAUAACUCCGUCACAAUCUGUGGAUUUUUCCAGACCAUCAUUUCUCUCAGUGAAGUCUGGAGAACGUAUUACUCUUAAAUGCCACAUUGGAGAUAUUCGUUUCGCGGAAAGUGUCUUUUGGUACAAACAAACAUUUGGAGAAAUGCCUCAAAAAGUGGGAGACAGAUUAGCAUAUAAGGAUGCCAAAAUGUCCCCCAUGUUCAAGGCGUCAGGAUUUAUAAUGGAGGUGAAUGAUAAAAGCAUUUCUCUGACAAUUCCACAUAUAAAAAAAGAACAUGAAGGACUUUACUCCUGUGCAAAAUGUUACAUGGACGAUGUUACAUUAUCCAGUGGAACUUUCUUGGCUGUAACAGAUGAGAGAGAUAUAAACGUCUCAGUGUUCCAGAGCGGCGUGUCAGACUCGGUUCCUGCAGGAGCGUCAGUGACUCUGCAGUGCUCGGUUCUCUCUGAGAGCAGAUCAGCAGAACUCCAAGUGCUCUGGUUCAGAGCUGCUCCACCACAAUCCCAUCCUCAAAUCAUUUACACUCAUCACGACAGCAGCCAUCAGUGUGAGAGCGGCUCUUCUACACACACCUGUGUGUACAACUUCUCCAAGAACAUCCUCAGCCUCAGUGAUACUGGAACUUACUACUGCGCUGUGGCCGUGUGUGGGAAGAUCAUUUUUGGAAACGGGACACGAGUACAGUUGGAAGAAUCUGUGGAUCCUGUAGUGAUCUGCCUCGCCGUAUCUUUGGGAGUGUGUGUGGUUGUGAUCGUUGCUCAUAUCGUAACCUGUAAAUGGAGGAACUGUGAAUGUUGCACUGUGAGAUCUGAAGAUAUGGUAGUGAAGGAAACACAGAAUCAGAGCCGUGAUGCAGUGGAGCUGAAUUUUGCUGCCUUACACAUCAAUAAAAGAAGAGGAAAGAGAGAACGAGCUCGUGAUAAUGUGUAUACUGAAGUCAUUUACUCUUCUGUUUCUUAGAUAAUAUGUUCACCUCGUGUCCUUAUGGGUUUCCUCUAGGUUCUCUGGUUUCCUCCGCCCAGGUGAAGAUAAAUUGUCCCUAGGUGUGAAUGAGUCUGUGUGUUCAUGGUGCUUUGUGAAUAUAAUAUAAUAUAAUAAAAAUUCAAUGUUGCAUGAAGACAUUAAAGUUUGCAGUUGUCAGA
This is a messenger RNA of Ictalurus punctatus (channel catfish), 2359 nucleotides long. RefSeq lists its product as uncharacterized. The transcript has 12 exons. The coding region runs from base 9 to 2177 and encodes 722 amino acids. The record is from RefSeq and is a predicted model, not a curated record. NCBI's taxonomy places the organism in Eukaryota, Metazoa, Chordata, Actinopteri, Siluriformes, Ictaluridae. Gene Ontology annotation, biological process: response to bacterium.